AUCAUUUGUCAAUUGACAACGACAUAUCGUGUUCGUUGAACGAUAGAGUUUAUUUAUAUUAUAAAUUAUUACGACAAAUACUGCUGUAUUUCUUUAAUAAUGAAUUUAAUCAUCUGACUAAACUUUAGGGAAAGGAACAGUUAAGAGAUAAUUUAAAAAAUCUUUAUUCAUCACAAUGAAUUUAAAUAUUAUUAUUCUCUGUGUCGUCGUUCUCGUCACAGAUAUAAAAAGUGAACGACUGCAUGGUCAAAUAUAUUCUUCGAUUGAAGGAAGUGCAGCUUGUUUCAGACGACUCAAUGGCACACAUCAAAUGGGAUGUUCAUCAUCAGAUAAUGGUGCAGUUGGUGUGGUACAUAUGAUAUUUGAUGUGGCUGAUGCAGAAUGGAUAGUUCAUAAUUCAUCUGCCGGACCCUAUGUUGGAGUUGUCAGUACAUUACUGUUUCACAGUGUAAUAGAUCUUUUGAUUAGUGAACCCAGUAAUGUAGCUGGUAUUCUGCUUUAUGAUAAUGCAACUAUGAGGCCAAGUGCAUUCAGUCAAGAGUCGAGGUGCCCAAAUGAAUACUCCUCAGGUCCAGGUAGUACUUGCUCAUCCUCAGAAGCUGGUGGCAUCGUGUGGAAUGAUCAUGGCACAGGAUUACUCCGAAGGGAUGUUCCAUUCCCAAUGUUCUUCCUCCCCGAGUCUAAGAGUGAUGAAAUGGUCAAGAUCAUAAAAUGUUUCAACAAAUAUAAUAUUGAUAAAACUGAACAAAAAGGACAACCUCUUUGCUCGCUUCAAUUAAGUUCAUUUAUGUAUGCCGCAGUGAACAGUGCAGUUUGCUUACGAAGAUCUGCAUCAUCAGCUUUUCUGACGCCAACCAAAGUUUGUGACCCACUCGGCGACUAUAAUGUGUAUUACUCACUAUUUCCACGACUACAAGAAACGGAAGGGGAAAAUAAACCUGUAGCAUUAGUUACUGCAAGAAUUGACUCGGCUUCCAUGUUUGACGGUAUUGCCCCGGGGACGGCAAGCUCAGCGGUCGGGAUGACGACGCUCAUUGUUGCAGCGGCUACUCUGUCGCAAAUGAUACCUGUUAAUGAUUCCAAAUUGUAUGCUCGCAAUGUGCUAUGGACAUUAUUCAACGGCGAAUCGUUCGACUACAUUGGUUCGCAACGUGUGGCCUUUGACCUCAGUCGAGGGAUGUGGCCUCCGGUGAACCCACUGUCUCCCAGUGAUGUUAAGCUACACAUAGAGAUCGGUCAAUUGGGCGGGUCUUUGGAUGCGUUCAAAGAGAACGCCUCUUGGCCUAUGUAUGCGUUCGCUCCGUAUGCUGAUGGUGAUGCAAUACCGCCUGAGAUAACAGAAUUCUUAGCUGAAAUUUCACAAUCUGUCACCAAACACAACAUGACAAUAGACCCAGUUUUUACCAAAAAUUUGCCGCCAUCUUCCCUGCACUCGUUCAGAAAGAUACUUCAGAACGCAACACUCAGUGGGAAAUUACCUGAAGUUCUAUUGGCGGAUCAUAUGGAUACUUUUACGAAUAUGUACUACGAGUCUGCCUUGGAUUUGUAUGAUAAGAUUGACUACUCGUACCACAAUAUAAGCAUCAAUGCUGAUGGCAAAUUUAUACCAACAGAAGAAUUGUUAACAAAUGGGACAAUGACGCAGAAUGAGACUCAAGUGAAGAUAGCACGGAUAGCGACUGCUUUGGCACAAACUUUGUACCAGCAGGUGGUUGGUAAACCCUAUGUCGGAUCUGUAGAAGCGUCGGCACAUUUGGUGGACGAAAUCCUGUACUGCCUGUUGCAAAGCCAAGCGUGCCGGCUGAUGUCCGCCGCGGACUACGCGAGCAACACCGAGGAAGUGACCACCGAGCGGGCGGCGUCGCUGUACGUGGGCGUCGCCGCGUGGGCGAACACGCCGGCCGUGUACGCGGGCCACGUGCUCGCGCUGCUCACCGGCGAGCGGCUGCCGGCCAACCGGACGGCGUGCGACGCGCUCGACACGCCUGGAUUCUCGUAUUACUACUUAAGAGGAUGGAACCACUCCGGCGUGUGCAUUCAAACAACAAUGAACUUCAGCCAAGCUGUUAGCCCAGCGUUUAUUAAAACGGACUACGACUUUUCAUCCGGCGAGUACUCCACAUGGACGGAAUCAGUGUGGCAAACGAUGUGGGUGCGAGUAUUCGUCACCGCGGGGGGCGGGGGCGCUCGCCUCGCCGCAAUCACCGGCGUGUUCGCUACGCUUGUAGCGGCACUAGCUACGUACUGGCUACAGACAUACUCGCAUGUUAUAUUCCCAGCAUUCCCAUCUGCUACGCUGGUUGCAGAUACGGCGCCUGGGAUUUUGCGGACUGUGAACUGUUAGAUUAAGUUUAGAAUGUUAGUUUCGUUUAACUACCCCAUAACAUUCCAUAGAAUAAAAUUGUGUACAACCACAACUAUCCAAUAGAAAGAAGAAAAUUCUGUAAUAAAUCCUUUCGUUAAAUAAUUUAGAUCUUUUCUUAUUUGUUUUGUAUUUGUUUUAAUUUCAAUCAAAAUAUUGAACCCAUUACAUGUAUAUUGUAUUGCACUUAUGUAAGGAAAAAGAGUAUUAAUUGUUACAUUGAUCUCUGUAAAUUAUACGCAAAAGUUAAAAUUCAAUUUGUAACAAUACUAGCAAAUUUUCUUGUUUUAUUUUUUAAUUUAACUUAAUUAUUUGGUAGAUUUAAAGUCUAUUUAAUAAAUGUGUUUUUCUCAA
Molecule: messenger RNA, 2716 nt
Organism: Zerene cesonia (dogface butterfly)
Lineage: Eukaryota; Metazoa; Arthropoda; Insecta; Lepidoptera; Pieridae
Gene: Nct
Product: nicastrin
Exons: 15
Coding region: 176-2344 (722 amino acids)
Biological process (GO): Notch receptor processing; protein processing
Cellular component (GO): membrane
Source: RefSeq, a predicted model, not a curated record